Molecule: messenger RNA, 7508 nt
Organism: Mesocricetus auratus (golden hamster)
Lineage: Eukaryota; Metazoa; Chordata; Mammalia; Rodentia; Cricetidae
Gene: Abhd2
Product: abhydrolase domain containing 2, acylglycerol lipase
Exons: 13
Coding region: 662-1939 (425 amino acids)
Biological process (GO): steroid hormone receptor signaling pathway; medium-chain fatty acid catabolic process; acylglycerol catabolic process
Cellular component (GO): sperm flagellum; sperm plasma membrane
Molecular function (GO): acetylesterase activity; monoacylglycerol lipase activity
Source: RefSeq, a predicted model, not a curated record
AGCUGCGCUGGCCAGGGGUUCCGGCUGUAUUUCUAUGAGCGCAGCCGGCAGCCGCGGAGCUGCGGGACCCGGACUCCCGGCGAGCUGGACCGCUGGAGUCAACGAGCGCAGCACACAGGGCCAAGGCGGCUGCCCACCUCGAAACCCAAUGGAACACUCUGGCAAGGAAACUCCGCUUAAGGAUCACAGUAGUGGUACUUCAGGCUAAUUCUUUCCCACCGGCUCGAUCUGUUUGCAAGGUGCCCACUCUGUGCUCAACACAUCUAUGUAGAAUGUCAAUAGGAAGAUUUUGUUAGAAAGGCAUUGGCUGGGAUCGCCAGUAUGGAGAGGAACGAGAAGCAACUCGUCAUUCUUAUGAAGAGAUGAGACUCGCAGAUUUUCUGGUCACGAGCAGUGAAGCUGAGCCUGGGGGCCUGAUGGGCCCAGGUGGCCCGUGCCGUGGCGGGGACAGCGCUCUGCAGUUCCUGCUUCACCUCACCCUGGCCUCUGCGGCUGAUUUGUCUUGGGACAGGAAGAGCUCGUACGGAUGUGAAGUAGAUAGAGCAGGGCUGCUGUGAAGGCUGGUUAAUUUGAAUACAAGAUCAGAUCUGAUUGGCCCAACUGUUCAACUCUUCAAGGAAAACCCACAUUCUCUGUGAGAGGAACAACCACAUAGAUCAAGAUGAAUGCCAUGCUGGAGACCCCCGAGCUCCCCGCCGUGUUUGAUGGGGUGAAGCUGGCCGCAGUAGCUGCCGUUCUCUACGUUAUCGUGCGGUGUUUGAACCUGAAGAGCCCCACUGCCCCUCCCGACCUCUACUUCCAGGACUCUGGUCUCUCACGCUUCCUGCUCAAAUCCUGUCCUCUUCUGACCAAAGAAUACAUUCCACCGCUGAUCUGGGGGAAGAGCGGACAUAUCCAGACAGCCUUGUAUGGGAAGAUGGGAAGGGUGAGGUCCCCACACCCUUACGGGCACCGCAAGUUCAUCACCAUGGCAGACGGAGCCACCUCCACAUUCGAUCUCUUCGAGCCCUUGGCUGAGCACUGUGUUGGAGAUGACAUCACCAUGGUCAUCUGCCCUGGAAUUGCCAAUCACAGCGAGAAGCAGUAUAUCCGAACCUUCGUUGACUAUGCCCAGAAAAAUGGCUACCGGUGUGCAGUGCUAAACCACCUGGGAGCCCUGCCCAACAUUGAGCUGACCUCCCCUCGAAUGUUCACCUAUGGCUGCACGUGGGAAUUUGGAGCCAUGGUGAACUACAUCAAGAAGACAUAUCCCCAGACCCAGCUGGUCGUCGUGGGCUUCAGCCUGGGUGGUAACAUCGUGUGCAAAUACCUGGGGGAGAAGCAGGCAAACCAGGAAAAGGUCCUGUGCUGUGUCAGCGUGUGCCAGGGGUACAGUGCGCUGAGGGCCCAGGAGACCUUCAUGCAGUGGGACCAGUGUCGCCGAUUCUACAACUUCCUCAUGGCCGACAACAUGAAGAAGAUCAUCCUGUCUCACAGACAAGCUCUUUUUGGAGACCACGUUAAGAAACCCCAGAGCCUGGAGGACACAGACUUGAGCCGGCUGUACACAGCGACAUCCCUGAUGCAGAUUGAUGACAAUGUGAUGAGAAAGUUCCAUGGCUAUAACUCCCUGAAGGAAUAUUAUGAGGAAGAAAGCUGCAUGAGAUACCUGCACAGGAUAUACGUGCCUCUUAUGCUGGUGAAUGCAGCUGACGACCCCUUGGUGCACGAAAGCCUUCUAACCAUUCCAAAGUCUCUCUCAGAGAAACGGGAGAAUGUCAUGUUUGUGCUGCCUCUGCACGGGGGCCACCUGGGCUUCUUCGAGGGCUCCGUGCUGUUCCCUGAGCCACUGACGUGGAUGGAUAAGCUCGUGGUGGAGUAUGCCAAUGCCAUUUGCCAAUGGGAAAGGAAUAAGUCCCAGUGCUCAGACACCGAGCAGGUGGAGGCGGAGUUAGAAUGAGGCCUCUGGACUCUGGCGUGUUCCCGCAGCCCUCCUCUGGAACCCACGGCUGUUUCAGGUCUCCCCUCUCCCCCAGUGACCUGGAUCUGACCUCAUACCAUCAGUGGGGGCCACCCAUCAUGCACCCUGUCUCAAGUAGGCAGCUCUCCCUGGGAGCUCCAGGCUAUUUUUGUGCUUAGUUACGGGUUUUCUCCAUUACAUUGUUAGCCAUGGUGACAAGCUACAAGAUUCUCACCUUUCUGUCCAGUUUCAGUAUCUGAUUGCUUUCACGCCAGUUACAUCUAAUUUUCCUACUAAGGAGCGCAUCCGAACUGCAGUUUCCCUUUGCCAAUCAAAGGCCUUUCCCUGAGAACCGUGAAGGAUGUGUGUGUCACUUUGUGACAGUUGUGUGUGCCCUCGUAGAGUCUCCAACAAGAAGUCAGCAUCCCUGACCAAUGCUGAAGAAAUGACUCAGCUUUGGGAGCCUGAGAGCCUGGGGCCUCCUGGGCCUGAGUUUUGCCUCCAAAACAAAAGAGAUUCCCUGAGUCUAAAGCCAAUUCCUUCUCACCAUCUCCCAAGACACCUUCCUCCCACCUUGCUGCUGCUGAGAGUUGCAUGGGGCAUUUGUCUAAAAAUUCAGCCUCCCAGAUCCCUCCCCUUGGAGACGCUGACUCGGUGGGUUUGGGAAGGGGCCUGGGGAUUUUAAUUUUUGACAAGUGCCCCAGGGAAUUCUCAUCACCCAGCAAACUGAGGGAAACACCAUACUACAGCGCCUUUAAAUUAGAAACAUCUUGGUGGCUCAUUUAAUUGACACUCAUAAGACACAGUGUCUCUUUGCUCUCAGAGACCUCCAAAGCAGCAGGGCCUGUUGUAUGACUGCCUUUGUGUGAUAUCAGUGUGGUGUCCCUAAGAGGGGGAAGGCGUUUGGGCUUAGCCCUAGCUCUGUUUCUCCCCGGAUGUAUGACCCUGGACAAGUCCCUUUGGACUUGACUCUCUUCCCUUACCAGGUAGACUGCCGAGAUGACCACCAGUUUAAAGUUCAGUGACAAACUCAGUGUACUGAGGUCUGAGAGAACAUCCCUCUGAGGGAGCCUGGGAGUCUGUCUUCCCGGGCUGAGCAUGCAAACCAGGCCUUGCAAUGUUCCCCUUCCCCAUUUAAUAUAAAGAGAUUUCAGAGUCUUAAUCACUCGCUCGUCAUUUUAGUUUCUCAGCCCAGGGUCCGCCUAACUCUGGGUUUUGAUACCAAAUGACUCAAAAGUUGGAUCUGAGUUUGAAGAAAUGUAUGUCCACCUGAGAGGAGAGGCUGCUCUUUUGAAGCCGGUUUGUAACUAAAUAACCUCCGGGUUGUCUGUUGGGUAGAUAUUUCCAAAAUGUCUUCUUGAGUGGACAUGCCACUCUAGCUUCAAGUACUCUUCUGGAAUCCAUGUGGUACUUGAAUCUCUAAGAACCUGCACUUUGAAAAAUCAGCAGUUGCUCUCGAAUUAAAUGAAACUGUGGGUGAAUUGCCUGGAUACUGUUUAAAAAAACAAAAUUGUUUUCUCUGCUUCAUCUCCUUUGGCUCCAGGACAGACUGAAGUAUAGUAGUGAGUCUGUACGGAUAUUUAAGGAGCCACCUGUGUACCCGAAUGCCAAUCCUCAGGGCCCCGGGCGGAAUAGAGAGUGUGGGCAUUGGCCCAAGAGACUGUAACAGGAACGUCUGUGGAUUGAAGAACUGUUUUCUGACAAUCACUAGAUCAUCCCAUAACACUGUACGUGGACAUUCUCCCGGAAGACUGAGCUGUCUGGGUCUCCAGCUUGCUUUGCUAUAAUUUCUUCACAUUCACCAAAUUAUGUCACUGUGCCCCUCCAAUGGUUGUCACUUUCUCUGUUGCAUGUCUUUUUUUUUUUUUUAUGUUCUCUUAGCACAAAUUGGCACUUUAUUAUCCAUUCCUCAAUUUGGAAACUAAUCCUCACUGUCAGUUUCCCUCCACCCAACCGCAGCUAUUAGAAGACUCACAUAGUUCCUGUUGCUGCCUUUAGCCCUGAAGACAAAUUUUAAAGAAAGCAAUAAGGGGAUAGAGUUGAGUCAUGGUCCCCAGAAGUAAGCGCCUCUCUUCGUUUGCCUGAGGUCAUCUCUUUCCAAGUCCUGACAAAGCAGUAGCUUGGGUGCCACCUGCUUCAGAGAAAAGUCGCCCUAUUGUCACACUUGGGAGGAAGUGGGAGACUGUCCUGUCUUUACAGCAGUCCUGGAGACUCACCCAGGAGAGGCAGAGCUGGGCCACAGCCUUUGUUGCCACACUGCUGGUACUCCAGCCCCCAGGACUGGGGGAGGGGACAUGUGCCAGCUGAAACCUCCUUGGUGUGUGGCUCUGAAUGGCACUGGUGUCCCAUUUUGCUUCACAUGAAAUCAACUGAAGCUCUUUAUUCAAGCUUUGGGCUCUCAGACAUGGAAAUGAGACCGUGACCAUGGCAGUCUGACAGGAAAAUGCUUGUUUGACCCUGAGUGAGAGCACAGAGGCCUGAGUGUGAGGAGCUUGUCUAAUGAACGAGGGAACAGCCCUCUAUGUAGGUCAGCCUCUUUCUUUCCUCUGGGCUCCCUUGCUUUCUUCCCAAAGUCGUCCGUUUCCGAUAAUGAUGUGAACUGUCUGCUGGCUAUCAAGGACUUACUCAGAACCAAAGGCCAAAUUUUUAGAGAACAUUUGAAUAUUCUAAAGAUCAAGGACAUAAAUUAUAUGGAUCUAGACCAUUCUAUAGCACUAUAGCAGGGAUAGCAUUAAAACCCAAGUGAGGAAAGCAUCCACAUUACUCUAGCUGUGUCUCCUGCCUCUCACAUAAUUGGAAGACAUUAUCUUUGGUCAACUUAGAGUAACCUAGCUUGAAAAAGAGAUAAUCAAGACUGGGUAGUUAGCAGACAGUUUUCCCAGACUACGAUGACUGCAUCAUCCAUUCCUGAGCUGAAUGAAGGUGACAAGUUUGUUGUGUUGUCCAUAUUCUUUUCAUUUCUGUGGCAUCUUACAGUUGCAGGGAACCUGAAGUGUUCUUGAAAGGGAAGUCUUCCUUUAUCCCCAUGGUGUUUCAUACCCAGGGUCAGGAGGCCUGUGUGUGUGCCCCCCCACACCUCCCACACCCCCGCUCUAACUCACUUUGGACCUGAGCAAGUCACUGCACCUUUCUGAACCUGUUACCUCAUUCUACAUCAUCUCUGAGACUGUUUCGUCCAUUUACGGAUCAUUUUCUCAGUCAUUGCCAAGUAAAAACAGGUGAAUCGAGACCCAUCAGUUCAUCUUGAGAGGACUCGGAGAGAAGGCGCGUGCGCGGUCAGCUUUUCCUAGUUAGGACUCUGGAUGGAAUCCAAAGCCAUCUUUGGCCUCUCUUUCUUGUCUUCACCACUAAGACAGUUUCCUCGAUAUUCUGAGCAUAGUCCCGUGACUGUGGCAGGUGAGGGCCACCGGUAAUAAGUAAAGUACCUCCGUCCUUCAGUGUGACCAGGCAAAGCAUGGACCGUUGCCAGGACAGAGUCCUUCCUGUACAGGCUCAUUCUGAACCCAGGCUGUACUCCGUGGCUGAGCCUUCUGGGUAGCUGAGCUUAUAUGGCUGGCAUCCGGAUGAGAGCUCUCUUUGUAAGUGGCUGACUUGAGAGAGAGUUUGCCAGCUCCGGGGAUACAGUACAUGUGUUCUUGUUUGUGUUUGCCCCGGAAGCAGGUGUCAGAGAUGUGAGAGGCUUUUCUUUUCCCGUGGCCUUGAUUCUGGCUUAGAGUGACAUUUUUAAAAGAAGAAGAAAAAGGAAAAACAAAAACAAAAAUAUGUGGAGUUGGAGGAAGUCCUGGGGCUUCCUCCUUGAGACACACAGGAAAGUCGUUAGGAAGCAUGUCACUUCAGCGUCCUGUCACGGUGUUUCAUCUGGAAUUGUUUUCCUUACCCAGAAAGCCUUAACUUGCCUCUAGAAAAUCCCCUGGUAUGACAACAUUGUGGCGUAAGAAUUCAAACUCUUCUUACUCUGAAAGUUUGAGGCAAAGCCACAGCCAAACCAGAGAAUUUCCUCAGGUGGCCUGGAGGCUCCUGUGACGUCACCCCCACCUCUCCCCUCCAACAACGUGAGUGGUGUGGAACAACCCUGUCACCUGUCCUCUUUGCCUUACUCCUCUCAAAGCCACUUUGGAUCACCCAGAUGCAUCCAGAAGGGGCCUGCUCAGCACCCAGACACCAAGCAGUUGAGGGCCAGGUUUCUUCCACCUGGUAUCUAAGCAAAGGACAGUAUCCCCUCUUCAUAUACUAGGGUGUUUUUUCCUAAACUAUAUUAACAGCUAAGGACACAGGAACAGGCCCCUGCCGACUAACAGAACGGCAUUGAGAGCAAAGGCUGCCCCGCCAGCCUGUCUCUGCUGCCUCCUGGUGCUUUGCUACAGCCCAGCAUCCUCUGGUAGUGGUCCUUAGAGACAGGCCACACAGUCCAGCUCGCCAACAGUCCCCAGACACCCAGAACAUAGACAGCUGUCCCUUUUGGAAAAGUCCGUCCUCCGUGUUUUCCAAACUGUCUUCCUAGCAUGUGUGUAGUUAGAGCUUUCACCGAUGCCUAAUAAAGAAGCUGAAAUUAAUUUCUAAUUGGUAGGUUAAAUCUGGCACCCUGAGUCUCGUGAAAGUCCUCAGCCUUUAACUAGACUCCUGUCAGUUAGUAACAAAUUCCAUAGCCUUCUGUCUCCCCAUUCUGGUCCCCUUUAGGCAAGUAAUCUUCUAUUGUCAUAAGCUGGGGACAGGCCACUUCUGGCGCCUGCAGAAGUACCCUUCACCUCUGGGCAUUCUACCCCCAGACCACACACACAGCAGGCAACAUCACCUAAAAGAAAAAGAAAUUGCCAACCUCCUUGGUCCUCCGGGGCCAACCACUGUUCUCCCAGGUUGCUCUCACGAGGGAACCCAGUUCCUGGCUAGACUCACUUUGGUCUUCAUUUUGGCCUCUUUAGUUUUCCUAAAGCACAAGGCUGUGUAGAAUCCUGUCACCUCCCCAUCCCCACACCCAUUCCAGGUGACCUGGGUCUCUCCUGCAGCCUCAGGCUCAGGUCACUGGACCUGGGCUUGCAACUUCCCCACUGCCUCUGCCUUAGUGACCCGGGGCUAGGGUGGGGGAGGGGCCAGCUCGCCUCCCUCCUUUUCCUAGGUAAACUCCAGCCAACCACAGUCUUAAGCUGGCACAUCUGCUUCCAGAUUGAUUUUCAAGAACCAUCACUCUCACAUUCCUGAUUCUAGUUCACUUUGCUUUGCCCUCUCUGGGUUUUACGGAACUCCAGAUGCUGCCCCGGAAAUACUGUAUCUCGGAGUCCGAGCUCUGAAAGCCCCUGCCUGUGCCGCUGUGUCCUUCGACUCCUCCAGCAAGGCGUUUCGGACCUGCAAUUAGCAAUGCAACUUUUUCUAACCACGACGAUAUUCACCUUUAUUAAGAAAUUAUAGUACACAAUGGCGUCCUUGAUUGUUUUAUGUUCUCACAUUACUUUUGAUCCUACUUUGAUUCUGUGUGGUGGUGAACAAAGAUCAUUACAAACAAAAGCUGUAAUUUUGUUAUCUUUGAUUCAAUGGGAUUUCUUUACUUAAAAAAAAUAAAAGACUUAAAAAUGUA